GCGGCGGCGGCGGCGGCGGCGGCGGCGGGCCUCGCUCGGGCGGCUUCCCCUGGGCCUCGCGAUGGACAGCCCCGAGGUCACGUUCACCCUGGCCUACCUGGUCUUCGCCGUGUGCUUCGUGUUCACGCCCAACGAGUUCCACUCGGCGGGGCUCACCGUGCAGAACCUGCUGUCUGGAUGGCUGGGCAGCGAAGACGCCGCCUUCGUGCCCUACCACCUGCGCCGCACGGCCGCCACGCUGCUGUGCCACUCGCUGCUGCCGCUCGGCUACUAUGUGGGCAUGUGCUUCGCAGCCUCGGAAAAGCGGCUCUACAUGCCCAGCGAAGCCCCAGAGGCCUGGGGGCUCUUCCUCCUGCUGGCAGUGACCCUCCCUGCCACAGCGUGCAUCCUCAUUUACCACUGGUCGCGUGAACAGUGGGCCCACCACCCGCUGGCCCGCACACUGGCACGGUAUGCCCUCCCACAGUCAGGCUGGCGGGCCGUUGCCUCCUCUGUCAACAUGGAGUUCCGGCGGAUUGAUAAGUUUGCCACCGGGGCACCGGGUGCCCGCGUGAUAGUGACGGACACCUGGGUGAUGAAGGUGACCACGUACCAUGUCCACGUGGCUCAGCAACAGGACGUCCACCUGACCGUGACAGAGUCACGGCAGCACGAACUCUCGCCAGACUCGAACCUGCCUGUGCAGUUCCUCACCAUCCGUGUGGCCAGCGCCAACCGCUACGUGAAGGCCUUUGACAUUCGGCUGAACUCGGCGGAGUACGGCGAGCUGUGCGAGAAGCUCCGAGCGCCCAUCCGCAGCGCGGCCCAUGUCGUCAUCCACCAGAGCCUGGGGGACCUGUUUCUGGAGACCUUUACUUCCCUGGUGGAAGUCAACCCGGCCUACUCUGUGCCCAGCAGCCAGGAGUUGGAGGCCUGCAUUGGCUGCAUGCAGGCGCGUGCUGCCGUGAAGCUGGUGAAGACCUGCCAGGAGGCGGACGCCGGGCAGUGCCAGCAGUGCUACUGCCGCCCCAUGUGGUGCCUGACCUGCAUGGGCAAGUGGUUUGCCAGCCGCCAGGACCCACAGCACCCUGAGACCUGGCUGGCCAGCCGCGUGCCCUGCCCCACCUGCCGUGCCCGCUUCUGCAUCCUGGACGUGUGCACCAUCCGCUGAGGGCCACACUGGCCUGACCACGGGGGACGGGUCAGCCCUUGUUCACUCCAGAUUGCGCCCCCUACCCCUUCAGUGCCGCUGGGCAGAGCCAGUGGGAGCAGGAGCCCCAUCCUGCCCUGGGCCCUGCCCUCUUGGCAAAGGCCUCUCAAAGCACACCAAGUGUCCAGCAGCCUUCACCCCGGCCCCUGGAGCUGCGAGGAGCUGGAGCAGCUUUGUACAGGAAAGGAAGGCCAACUAAAGUUCUGGGCCCAUGGCCACCAGCAGUCCCCCGGGUGGCGGGCACAGGACCCCUCAGCACCUUCUCUUCACGUCUCUCCUCUUGCCUUCUCCAGAGAGGGCAGGUGCUCAGCACACACAGCUCCAUGGCCCCCUGGGGUCCUUGGGGAGACUGGGAGUCUCGUCCUAGACGGCCUUCACCUGGGCCACCUGCCUUAAUUUUAAGAAACACAACUGAUCCUUAGUUACAAGUGAGACCCCGGUCUGUCCAAGCUGUGGCCAUCCUCCCCAGCUUGUCCCUGAGCUGGCCGUGGGCCCAGGGGUGCCUCGGCUCUGCAUGGGAAUAGGCCGGGUGCCUCCUGGUAUGACCGCAGGUGAGGUGCCUGGCCUGUGCUCCACCCACUGAAGGGAAGUAGCCGGCCCCAGAAUCCAUCUGGUCUUGUGCGAUGGCGCCCCCUGCCCCCAGGCCAUGGGGCUGUUCGGAGGACCUGGGCAGUCUGACAGUGGAGUCCGAGCACAUAGGGCAUGACCUGGAGUCAGUGCCACUGGCCGCCACAGACAGGUGUGAGCCUGGUCCAGGGAAGGACAGCCUGGGGCUGGCCUCAUAGGCUGCCUGUCCUUGAGUUCCUCCUCACCCGGGGCCAGGGAAGGGUUGGCUGCUUUCUGCCACCCACUCUCUCAACUUUGCGUUCCUGGGAGGUUGUUCUCCUUACCCCUCCCCCGGCCAGGGGCACUUGCUCUGUCUUAGGUGCCUUCUGCUGCCCCCAUGAGUCCAGGGAAGGUUGAGGCAUGGGUCCUGGGCCCAGGAGCAUUGAUGUGGCGCCCUUAGCUCUGCACCUGGAAACGAGUCCAGUGGGGAGGUCUGCCAGCAUGUAGAGCAGGCCAGCCACAACCCCCAGGGCCAGCCGGUUCAGAGAGGCCCACGUCCAAGGGUCAAGAUGCCCAAUUCCUGCUUGGGCAGGUGGGGAGAGGGCAACAGAGCCAGCCGCAGAGGCAGCGCAGGGGGUAGGCGCGGCUGCGGGAAGAGGGGGUGCUUGCUAGCUGCGGGCAAGGCCCUCACUUUGGAGUCCUGUUGCCCUAGACUUCUGAACGUUGGCCCUUCCAGCAAGCGUAAGCGUGACAGCCCUGCCAGGGCUCAGCCGCCUGACCCAGGGCCUGGGAGCAGAGAUGCAUUCCUGUGUCCCCAGGCAGAACCCUCAGACAAGGCAGUGAGAGGCUGCAGAUGGAGCCAGAUCCACCUGUCGGAGAGUUUCAGGUGUAUCUGGGCAGUGUGGGUAUUUUUACACAAAAGAAAGUGACUUACUUUUACAAAGAUGGGUUUAUUGAUACCGUAUUUAAUAAAAUAGUAGUCUGAA
Loxodonta africana (African savanna elephant) is the source of this 2721-nucleotide messenger RNA. It is a transcript of the gene TMEM129, whose product is annotated as transmembrane protein 129, E3 ubiquitin ligase. Bases 62 to 1150 code for a protein of 362 amino acids. Gene Ontology annotation, cellular component: endoplasmic reticulum; membrane. The record is from RefSeq and is a predicted model, not a curated record. Gene Ontology annotation, biological process: protein ubiquitination. Lineage: Eukaryota; Metazoa; Chordata; Mammalia; Proboscidea; Elephantidae. Gene Ontology annotation, molecular function: ubiquitin protein ligase activity. The transcript is spliced from 4 exons.